Messenger RNA from Cyprinus carpio (common carp), 1278 nucleotides. RefSeq names its product matrix metallopeptidase 13a (gene mmp13a.1). The record is from RefSeq and is a predicted model, not a curated record. Bases 37 to 1263 code for a protein of 408 amino acids. Gene Ontology annotation, cellular component: extracellular matrix. NCBI's taxonomy places the organism in Eukaryota, Metazoa, Chordata, Actinopteri, Cypriniformes, Cyprinidae. Gene Ontology annotation, biological process: proteolysis; collagen catabolic process; extracellular matrix organization. Gene Ontology annotation, molecular function: metalloendopeptidase activity; zinc ion binding. The transcript has 8 exons.
ACACAUACUGCAUCAGUUUCUUGAAAGAGAAGCAAAAUGAAGAGCUACUACAAGCUGUGCGUUCUUAUCGCUUUGGUGGUUUCUGGUUACACCAGCCCAAUAGCGCCACCUGCUGAUGAAGACAGAGAGAGCAUCGCAGUGAAUUACCUGACUCAGUUAUAUGGCCUGCCAAAUCAGAGCAAUUCUGACACUGAAAAACGCUCCAGUGGCAUGAGUCUGAGGUUGAAAGAGAUGCAGCAGUUCUUUAGACUCAAGGUAACAGGGAAGCUGGAUGAUGAGACGCUGGAUGUGAUGAGGAAGCCACGCUGCGGGGUUCCAGAUGUUGCUGCGUACUCCGUUUUUCAAGGGGACUACAAGUGGAAGAAACAUGAUCUGACCUACAGGAUUGAGAACUACACCCCUGACAUGUCUGUAGCAGAGGUGGAUGAUUCCAUCAAAAGGGCCCUGCAAUUGUGGGCAGAUGUCACUCCUCUGAGAUUCACCCGUCUCUACAGAGGCACAGCUGACAUCAUGAUCUCCUUUGGUGUUGGAGAUCAUCAGGACGGAUACCCCUUUGAUGGGCCAAAUGGUCUUCUGGCUCACGCUUUCCCUCCAUUUGAAGGCAUUGGUGGUGAUGCCCAUUUUGACGAUGAUGAGAAGUUCUUCUACAGAUCUCCUCAAGGUUACAAUUUGUUUCUGGUGGCUGCCCAUGAGUUCGGACACUCUCUUGGGCUCGAACAUUCCCGGGAUCCGGGUGCACUGAUGUAUCCCACCUACAUUCACAGAGACGUUGAUACCUUUGUCCUCCCUAAAGAUGAUGUCGACGGAAUCCAGUCUCUUUAUGGCCCAAACCCUGAUGAAACAGGUCCAAGACCCACACCGCCAGUUACCCCAAACAAAUGUGAUCCCAAACUGGUCCUGGAUGCUGUCACCAUGCUUCGCGGAGAGAUCAUGUUCUUCAAGGACAGCUUCUUCUGGCGCAGUAGUCCUCACAGAGGAACCGUUGAACAACAUCUCAUCACAGGCUUCUGGCCUGAGAUUCCAGGUCAUAUCGAUGCAGCAUUCGAAAGCCCAUUGGAGGACAAAGUCUUCAUUAUCAAAGGUGAGAAGGUGUGGGCUCUCUAUGGCUAUGAAAUGGCACAGGGAUAUCCCAAGAGUCUCAGCAUGUUCCGUUUGCCAAGAAAAGUGCAGAAAGUCGACGCAGUCCUCUACGAUGAGACCAACUACAAAAUCCUGUUUUUCGUUAACAAACAGAUAUAUAGGUCAGUAAAUCUCUUAGUCUGACUGAGUUGGUCAUCU